AUGUGGGCACACAUACAUCCUGCGCGGGAACUUUGGCCAUAUGAAUUUCGCGGUCGCGCCUGGUGGCCCUUCCAAUACUGGCCCGCCAAGGCCUUUACUAUCCGUAUAAAAGCAGUUCACCCGCCCGCAACGACACACUUUGUUACUUUCACACGAGCAGUGCACAUUGACAAAAUGUUCAGGCUCACCGUAUUAGCCUUUGUGAUCGUGGUGGUGACGUGCCAACAGGAAGGGGGCAGACGUGUCCCUAAAUACGCGGGUGAUCCGAAAACAGCCGCCAUCGUGCAAGAAGCGCGUUACCUGAGCGGAAAUGGAGCGUUCGGCGCUGCGUACCAGCAAGAAGAUGGUAUCAACUUCAAGGAGGAAACCGACGCUGACGGCAACAGGAGAGGCAGCUACUCGUACAUCGAUCCCAGUGGACAAAGAAAAACUGUGAAUUACAUCGCGGGAAAGAACGGUUUCCAAGCUGUCGGAGAUCACAUUCCCACUGCGCCCCAAUCUGUUGCACCUACUCCAGGAUACACCCCGGACCCACGCUACAACUCUCCAGACUACAAAUCCCAGCAGUACUCUGCUCCUCAACAGUACACUGCUCCUGCUCCCGCCCGAAACUACGCAGGCAAGCCCAACGAGGAUGACGGACAAUACUACCCCGAGUUGUACGAAAAAGAAAACUACGUAGCACCCCAGCAACAGUAUCAAGCUCAGCCGCAGUAUCAACAAUCCCAAUACCAAGCGCAGCCCCAGCCUCAGUAUCAGCCGCAGCCACAGCUGCAACCCCAGCCUCAAUACCAGGCAAACAACAUUUACCCAGGAGUUCAGCAAGCGCAGUACAGUGGAAUUCAGUCUCAGCAAUACUCUGCGCCGAGUCAAUCCGCCAACCAGUACUACGAGCCUACAACGCCACCACCAAACCGGUUUUUUCCACCCGGUAAAUUCAGUUUGAACCGGGCUCCCGACGGCUACACUUACUCCUUCCACAAAGUUUAAAUCUAAUCUAUUUUGAGGGCCCGGCUGUUUGUAAAGAAAUAAAUAUAAGUAUGCACCUAUUAGCCAUUCGCCGAGUCAUCGGGGCGGUCGGGUGCUCGGUCGCUUCGAAAGCAUUUCAUAGUUGUUGUUUCCUGUGAUAUUGUGUUUUAAUGGACAGGUGUAACUGUCGGACAUUUUUGUUAGAUGUGUAGUGGUGGGGAUGCGGUAUGUCGCGUGCGACGGAGUCAAGCAACUGAACUUGUAAAUAAAUUUAGAUAAGC
Messenger RNA from Chilo suppressalis (striped riceborer), 1250 nucleotides. NCBI's taxonomy places the organism in Eukaryota, Metazoa, Arthropoda, Insecta, Lepidoptera, Crambidae. The record is from the annotation of a GenBank genome assembly.